AUGAUACCGCCUUUUCAGACCACAUUCGCGGUGCCGCUCAGCUGUGAAGACUGUAUCAAGGAUGUCUCGACAUCGCUCUAUACAAUAGCCGGCAUCAACAAGGUUGACGCGGACCUCAAGAAGCAACUGAUUUCUGUCGAGGGCACAGCUGCACCCUCUGCGAUCGUAGCAGCUAUCCAAGCCACUGGACGCGAUGCGAUUCUUCGAGGAAGCGGUCGCUCAGAGAGCGCUGCGGUCUGCAUUCUGGAAACGCAUUCCACCUCCGUCAAAGACCAUGUCCGCGGUCUUAUCCGCAUGGUGCAGGUUUCCCCCAGCAUGACAAUUAUCGACCUCAGCAUCCGAGGACUAGCGCCGGGGACAUACUACGCUACUGUGCGCGAACGCGGAGACAUCUCAGAGGGCCCAGAGUCAACAGGCGGCAUCUGGGAAGCAGCAAAGGCGAAGAAGGAAGGGACUCCUGCGAGAGGCAUUUUCGGCACAGUAGAGGUUGGGAAGAGCGGUAUUGGGACCGUCUUCUUGGAUAAGCCAAUACAGAUUUGGGAGAUGAUCGGGAGGAGUAUAAUUGUUGCGCGGCAGCAGGAUGGCAAGUUCGAUAAGAAUGAUCCGGAUACGCUGGUUGGAGUGAUCGCGCGGAGUGCUGGGGUGUGGGAUAAUGACAAGACCGUGUGCUCCUGCUCUGGCAAGACGGUCUGGGAAGAGCGGAAGGAGCAUGUGGACAGGGGAAUGCUGUGA
Coniosporium apollinis CBS 100218 is the source of this 732-nucleotide messenger RNA. RefSeq lists its product as uncharacterized. The transcript has 4 exons. Bases 1 to 732 code for a protein of 243 amino acids. NCBI's taxonomy places the organism in Eukaryota, Fungi, Ascomycota, Dothideomycetes. Gene Ontology annotation, cellular component: cytoplasm. Gene Ontology annotation, molecular function: copper ion binding; superoxide dismutase copper chaperone activity. The record is from RefSeq and is a predicted model, not a curated record. Gene Ontology annotation, biological process: removal of superoxide radicals.